UCGUCCCUGCUAGGUUGGCAAGAGCUAGGGCUAACAGCGGGAGCUCACCCCGACCCGCAGCUUCUUUUUUGAGCAGAGGAAGAAGGGGAGCCCAGGGAAGGCUUGAAGCAGGGCAUCGGCGCUCGUCCCUGCUAGGUUGGCAAGAGCUAGGGCUAACAGCGGGAGCUCACCCCGACCCGCAGCUUCUUUUUUGAGCCGAGGAAGAAGGGGAGCCCAGGGCAGGCUUGAAGCAGGGCGUCGGAGCUGGUUCCUGCUAGGUUGGUUAGGGCUAACAGCAGGAGCUCAACCUUGCCAACCCUGCUAGUUGGCAAGGCUAACAGCGGGAGCUCACCCCGACCCGCAGCUUCUUUUUGAGCAGAGAAAGAAGGGGAGGGGCCUGCUUGGGAAGGAAGGGGAGCCCAGAGGAGGCUUGAAGCAGGGCGUCGGAGCUCGUCGCCGCCUCCCUUGCUCCUGAUCUCUCCCUCCCCGGCUGGCUGCCGAUGCCCAGCUCGAGCUAGCGCCAUGGAGGGCUCGUCGUUGGCCUCGGCGCCGGAGGGGGGUCCUCGCUCGGCGGUGGAGAAGCUCUCGGAGGCGGUGGGCCAGCGGACGAAGGCCCUGAGCAGCGCCUUGCAGGAGUCCCACCGCCAGCGCCGCCUCCUGAUGGUCAUCGUCUGCGUGGCGCUGCUCCUGGACAACAUGCUCUACAUGGUCAUCGUGCCCAUCAUCCCCGACUACAUCGCCGCAAUGGGCAGCCACUCCCAGGUGGCCCAGUCCCAGAGUGGAGGCAACAACGGGAGCAGCAACGCUAGCAAACCUUUGCUGCUGCGCCCGCGCUACCCAGCGGAGAACGAGGACAUCAAGAUCGGGGUGCUGUUCGCCUCGAAGGCCAUCCUGCAGCUGCUGGUGAACCCCUUGAGCGGCACCUUCAUCGACCGCGUGGGCUACGCCAUCCCGCUGCUCAUCGGCCUGGCCGUGAUGUUCCUCUCCACGCUGACCUUCGCCUUCGCCGAGAACUACGGCACCCUCUUCGCCGCCCGCAGCCUCCAAGGCUUGGGCUCGGCCUUCGCCGACACCUCCGGGAUCGCCCUCAUCGCCGACAAGUACCCCGAGGAGUCGGAGCGCAACCGGGCUUUGGGCAUCGCCUUGGCCUUCAUCUCCUUCGGCAGCCUGGUGGCGCCCCCUUUCGGAGGCAUCCUCUACCAGUUCGCCGGGAAGCGCAUGCCCUUCCUGGUCCUCGCCACCAUCUCUUUACUAGACGGGGUCCUCCUCCUCCUCACCAUCAAGCCCUUCUCGGACCGAGCGCGGGAAAACAUGCCCGUGGGCACGCCCAUCCACAGGCUCAUGGUGGACCCCUACAUCGCCGUCGUGGCCGGCGCCUUGACCACUUGCAACAUCCCCUUGGCCUUCCUCGAGCCCACCAUUGCCAACUGGAUGAAAAAGACUAUGGACGCCAAUGAGUGGGAGAUGGGAUUGACAUGGCUGCCGGCUUUCUUCCCACACGUCUUGGGCGUCUACGUGACUGUCAAGCUGGCCGACAAGUAUCCGCACUUGCAGUGGUUCUAUGGCGCGUUAGGGCUGGCCAUCAUCGGGGCCAGUUCGUGCAUGGUGCCCGCCUGUCGCAACUUUGGACAACUCAUGGUUCCUCUCUGUGGCAUCUGCUUCGGCAUCGCCUUGGUGGACACGGCCCUCCUGCCCACGUUGGCCUUCCUCGUCGAUGUCCGCUACGUCUCAGUAUACGGCAGUGUCUACGCCAUCGCGGACAUCUCCUACUCCGUGGCCUACGCGCUCGGCCCCAUCGUCGCUGGGGAGAUCGUCCACUCCUUUGGCUUCGUCCAGCUCAACUUAGGCAUGGGCCUGGCCAACGUGCUCUACGCCCCGGUGCUCCUCGCCCUCCGGAACAUUUGCCGGAUGAAGCCCUCCCACUCGGAGAGGAACAUCCUCCUGGAUGAGGAGCCCAAAGGACUCUACGACACCAUCAAGAUGGAGGAGCGGAGAAGCAAGGGCAGGAAGGCCCAGCCUGCCGGGGGGCUGGAAGGGAACAGCCUAGACUCUUGCCAGAGGGACUUCCGGGGAGUUUCAGAAGAAGACUCCUCCGACUAUGACUAUACUUAGAGAUGGGAAGCAUCUCCGCCGCCUCUUGUCUUCAUGUCCCAAUGUGCCAAUAUUCUAUACUUUUGUCUUGAUGUGAUGAUGGCUUCCUCCUGACUGUUCUUCUCUCUCUCUCUCUCUAAAGGUAGAAAGGACCCUCUGAAAAUGAAAGAUGCACUUCUUUAGACGGGAGGGGGUGGAAAAAGGGGGGAGUGGGCACACCCAGGCGCACCCCAUGCCCUUCUCUGAGUCUCUUGUGCCAAGGGGUUGUCUUGCAGUGUUGUGUGUGACUUUUCGGCUGGUUCCACAACUGAAACGUUGGACCAGUUCUGAAUCCAGCUCUUCCCGGUUGUAGAAGUGCCAUUCUACACUGUUCCUCCACCACCACCUCCACCUCCUCCUCCUCCUCUUCUUCUUCUCUCUCUUCUUCUCUCUUUAGAUGGGAGGAGGUUGAAAAGGGGGGAGUGGGCACACCCAGACGCACCCAAUUCCCUUCUCUGUGUCUCUUGUGCCACAGAGAAGGGGUUGUCUUCCCGGUUGUAUAAGUGCCAUUCUCC
Molecule: messenger RNA, 2624 nt
Organism: Anolis sagrei ordinatus
Lineage: Eukaryota; Metazoa; Chordata; Lepidosauria; Squamata; Anolidae
Source: RefSeq, a predicted model, not a curated record